Molecule: messenger RNA, 13501 nt
Organism: Aedes albopictus (Asian tiger mosquito)
Lineage: Eukaryota; Metazoa; Arthropoda; Insecta; Diptera; Culicidae
Product: antigen 5 like allergen Cul n 1-like
Exons: 4
Coding region: 1289-2071 (260 amino acids)
Source: RefSeq, a predicted model, not a curated record
AGAGUUGCCUUCACAGCUCGCUCAUGACUUUGGUAUACGUUUGCGACCCCAAUGUUAUUCGGAAAACUUUCAGAUAGAACUACAAGGUUAAAUUCAUCCAUACAUUGUUUUUCAAUAGCAUGCUUCUGAACUGAGAUAAUAGCAAAUGAAUGUAAAUCUUUGCAAAUGAAUGGUCGCAACCUUGGAAAUAACGAAAAUUGAACAGUAUAUGUUCAAGCAUAUCUCCAUUUAACGAUAAUUAAAGGUUUUACAUUCUUCACAGUUUACUAUAAAUUCGAUUCAUUUGUUGUUGAAGGUAUCGCACGACAAUGUUCUGGUCAUAACUGUUAGUAGUAACCACGCAUGAUACAUUCAUCAAGUUGCAGAGAGAAGGAAAUAGAGGAAAGUACCCGAUCCGAGCGGGAUCCGAACCCGUCGACUCAGGAUUGGCGAUCUGAAGCCUUAUCCACAAGGUCAACUGGAUUUCCUAUCUUACGUCUAUUAUUGAAUCUUCUGUAGGACUUAUAUGACAAUAAGUUCACUGUAAUCAUUUCAAUUGGCAUGACGUUAUCCCUCCUUUUGGCAAUUUUUGGGCAAUUUUUUUACCCAAACCGUACACUACGUCAGCGAGUUGCUGCCAACGUGAUGCAAAAGGAAGUUUAAGCGGUAAAAUAGAAACAUCUCUAGCUUAACUACCUGUACCUAUGCAAACAUUAACAAUUCUGAGUGUGCAAAUGUCAAAUCACAGUGAAGAAGCGUUCUGAUUAAGAUGGAGUUUGUAUAAUUUCACCACGUGGAUUACUUCAAUCAAAUUACUCGUAUUUCUUCAUUGAAAACAUCUUCUUGAACCGGGCUGAAAGUCUCUCUAAUAAAGACAAAUCAAUCAAUCUUCUUGAACCACAAUUUGUGGUGGAUGCGAGGAUCAAUCAAGAGCUGACGUCCGAUAUACUUCUAAGAAACAUUCGUUCAACAUAAAGUGUAAUCAUGCCGCCUGGUCGGUAACAGCACUUUAUGCUGAGCGAGAAGGGUGACGUAGUCACUAACGCGCCUAGCCUCUUGAUUAGUUAAGUGAGCCUAAUAAACGGAUUCAACUUCUAACCAUCGUAGUGUCACCUACGUUAUUUUGUAUAUCACUGCUGACGUUGAUUCCAGCAACAAGUAAAUUAUUACAAUUGUCACAACUGGGGAAAAAUCAACCUUUGAAGUCGUAAAAAUUUGCCUGGUUAAACACUAUACUGGAAUGCUUACCAACAACCGGCCUUAUAAAAUGUCUGCGAAAUAACGUUCAGUCUUCAUUCGAUAAGCAACAAUGAAAGCUAUAACUUCAGUUCUUUCAAUAUCGGCCUUCAUGGCAAUUAGCCAGGCACAAGCCAACAACUAUUGUUACCCAUCGUUGUGCUCCAGCGGAGAUUCCCACAUAGCUUGCAAUGGACUUACAACUCUGAGCAGCAAUUGCGGUGCCGAUGCGUCCGAGGUUACAAUGUGCAGUACUAAACAACAGCUGAUCGUUGACUUGCACAACAAAAUACGUAGCAAAGUUGCUAUGGGACAGCAGUACAACGGUGCCAAUCAGCGCUUCAGUCAAGCCGCCAGGAUGGCUACUAUGCAAUGGGAUCCGGAGCUAGCUUAUAUCGCUGCCACCAACGCCAGACGUUGCGUUUUCGGUCACGACCGUUGUCACAAUACGGCCACUAUGAAAUACGUUGGACAGAAUAUUGCGAUCAAGUCGUACUACGGGAUGACGUUCAGCAAUGAAGAACUUCUGACGGGUUUCAUCAACAACUGGUUCAGCGAGUAUAAGGUCACCAUGCCGCAUCAUAUUGCAUCAUAUCCUGCUACCUACAGAGGUCCUACUAUUGGGCACUUUACGCAGAUGGUAUCGGAUGAAACCAGCAGAAUCGGAUGUGCCAUGGUGAGCUAUAAGAGGGGUAAUUACAUCAACAAGCUGUUUGUGUGCAACUAUGGACUCACAAAUAUAAUCAAUCAUCCGGUUUAUGUGGCUGGCAAUGUGUGCUCUAGAUGCAACUCCGGAUGCAAUAGCCAAUAUCCAGGACUGUGCAGUACGUCUGAGAUCGUCAGAAACAAUAUAUGAACAAUUCACAAUCGAAAAUUGCCAAGUGCAAUUUGUUAACCGUACAGCUGAUGCAAUGCUCGAAAAAAAAAACGUAAAUAAAAGUCUGAUGUGAAAGUUAAAUAGUUGUUAUGUAACGUUUCAAAACUCCAUGCUUUACCACAGUAGCUGCUCAGAAUAUAUGGUGAUUAUUUGAAAGAAUGAGUGACCCAACUUUACCAUAUUGCAGAAUUUGGGUUUAUAAAUCGAAUGAAGUUGCGCCACUGAAUUCGCAGUUAAUUCAGAACCCAAUUCAGCAAUAGGACUGGUCUCAAGUGCUAUUACUUGGGUAUUGAUCAACAUAUUCAAAUAGUUGAUAAUAUUUGAUAGCUAGGGCUAUUUAAAAACUUCAUCUUACAUUCAUAACACAACAAACAUUUUUGCUGUACAAAGGCUGAAUAAUCCGUUCUUAAGGCGAAACUGGAAGCAUUUCCACAUUUUUUUGGUUUUUGAUUUUUUAUUAAAUAUCGAAGCAUUAUUUUUUAAAUCGGUUAUCGGUACAUGUAGAGCAUGGAUCAAGGUAUCUUCUGAAGUUUUUGGUGGUGGAAAAAGUUUUCCAUUUUUGCAGAAACCAUUUUUUUUUGUGAAAUUGUAUUCAAAAAUGGUUUCUGCAAAAACGAAAAACAUUUUCCACCACGAAAAAAAAAAUCAAGAGAUACCUUGAUCCAUACUCUGCAUGUGCACGAAAAGCGAUUUUGAAAAUAUUGCUUUGUUAUUUAAAAAAAAUAAUCAAACACCAAAAAGUGAGGAAAUGGAUCCAGUUUCGCCUUGACUCCUUUAGAAAUUUCUCCGGGAAAUCGUUCAGAAAAUUUUCUAGGUGUUCAUUUAGAAAAUACUCCUUUGAUCCUCAGAUGAGAUUCAAAAGUUUCUCGCCGAAAUUUGUUCAAGCGGUUCCUUCAGAAAUUCUUUAAAAGAAAUUCUCCCAAGAUACAAUCUUGGCAUUCAUAAGAAACUUCCUAAUGAAUGUCUGCAGGUUGCCUAAGGAAUGUCUGAGUACCGAUUGCACGCUUCCUCUACAAAAAGAUGCAUAUGAAAGAAAUAAGUUCCAUAUGACGGUGUUUUUUUUUUUACUAAUGCAUAACCGUCCUUCUUAGGAAGAAUCUGCAACAAAUUUGAAGAAAUUUUCGGUUGUGUAAGUUUUCAACUGUGAGAUUCAUUGAAUUAAAUCAGAUUUCAGGAUUCUCUGGUUCUUCAUUUGUAUGACUCUCUAAUCGUUUUUUUUUACAUUUAGUAUAUUAUUUGAUAUCAUGAUUCUCAAAUUUUCUAAAUAUUUCAUUCUCUGAUUCUCUGAUUUCCUGGAUUAUCUGGUGUUCUUUCAUUUUCAUUUUCAUUUUGCAGCAGUUGGUGGGGCAAUAAGAGCGCAAGUCAAUCCAAUGCCGAAGAUCAAGGAGGGGUAAUGGCCGUAAUAGUCCGUGCGGACCACAUGAACACCAUCGGAAGGGUAAUCACGGUGUGCCUGCUAGAACAAAAUUAAUUUUAAAAAAUCGGUAUCGCUAAAACACCCACCAAACGAAAGCUGAAGGUCCCCUCUUUCAUUUGAGACUAAGAUGAGAAAGUUCUAUCGGCGGGUCUAGAACAAUUUUUUUUUUUUUUUUCAAAUAUUACUAUCUUUGAGACUUGUGUUUUUUCUCUUUUUAACCUUGAGUGUAGCCAAAUGGGCUUGUAUGAGGUCGCCCAUUAGUAACGUGUCCUUUUAAAAGAGUAAAUGGGUCAAAUCAAAAAUUGAAAAUUUCCCUUGCACAAUGUUGCUUAGACAUAAAAUGCAAAAAAAAUAUAUUUAAGGCAGUUGAAAUAGAAUUUCAGCAGUAUUUGGGCAUACAAAUAAACUUUGCCUUUUAUACAUGUAAAAGUAGUUAUUGCGGCUGCAAUUUUCUUAGUUUUUAUUGACAGUGUCUCAUGAUUUAAAAGUUUUACGAUCGAAGUAGGCCGAGUAAUGUCAACCAAAAUAGAACAUACAUCAAAGUAGCUCGGAUCACGGGGUACAACAUUUGGAAGGUAAUCCAUUUCGGAAAACUAAAAGUUUUUUGAUGAUGCAAUUUAAAUCGAUCAAAAGCAUGAAUAAAACAAUCUAGAUCCCUACACCAAUUUCAUUAACGUGAAGGUCUAUCUUAUAUUCUUGUAUGCCGUGGCUCGGAUGCAGUACAGCUCCUUACUUAAAAAAAAACAACUACGACAAGAACCCCCUAAGUGACGAGGAAAACCAAACCAAAGAGUAUGUAUUGUGUUUGAAGAAGUUUGUUUCCGCCACAAUUAUCAUCGAAAGCAGUUAAUAUUCACAGUUUUAGAUUUGUUUAGUAAAAUUGUCUAAUAACGGAUGAUUAGACAUAAAAAUUAUUAGUAACCGUAUAUCUUUGUAAACAGGUAGCCUUACUCAACUGACAAAAAUAGAAUAAUUAAUGCUACAUAGCCAACGGUUGCACAAUAUAUAUGUACUAAGAACAAUGUGCUAAUCUGUCGGUUAUCAACAGUUUGAUCUUCUGCUAGUAUCAUGACAUUAUAGACGAGUUAGCAACUUUCCAUUUAAUUCUAUACAGCUUUAUUGACAUAUACACAUGUUUUACAUUAAAGUACAUAUGUCUGAGCACAUACAUAAUCAUCAGAACGGAUUGAAAAUGUCUUAACUUCCCAAGUAGCACCUGCAACUAAAAUGGAAAUGAUCAUCGUUGCAAACAUGUUGCAACUGAGUUUUCAUGAAACAAACGAAAUUAAAACCUAAUAAAAUCCUGUUGUUAAUGCCAAACUGAGGUAUAACACUUUUAUAACAACUAGCAAAACAAAAACAAACGUCAUCAUUAGUCGAAACUUGCGAAACCAAUUUAGAACUAAAGUAUAAUCUGUUUGUUUCAACGAAUCUUAGUUACAACCGUUUACAAACCAAAUCAACCAAAACAUUGAUUCUGAUUGUUAUAAACAUGUUGCACCUGGAACUUAUUUAGAACAUAACGAACAAUUUUGACAGGAGAGGUAGAAGUUCCAAAAUGUGCGGCAAAAUGUUUUUGUGAUCCUGAAAAAUAUAAAAUGCACUAUGAAAAAACCAAAAUGUUUCAAAAAUAACGAAAUUAUGUACACAUAAGUAACUUUUUCUUCAUACAUUUAUCGACAUAUUCCAAAUUUUAUAAAAUUAAAGUGGUAAAAUAGAAAAAAAAUCUGAUUGGAAGUACAAUGUUGACCCAAUAAAAAAAAUCAUUUUCGCAGUAAUUUUUACAAUGGGUUUACAGUUUUUACAAGAAAAAAACGUGAAAUUUUCCUUACGUAAUAAAUGGACAGCCUCUUGUCGACAUAAAUGGAAAGUACACGACCAAGUGUCUGCUUUUUUGGUUAUCUAUGUCCUACACGGAAAAUUUAAACUACCUUAUGUUGGGUCGAUUUUACCCUAAAAUGAGUAUAUCAAAUAAAUUAGUUGCCCAAAAUUAGGUUGUUUUUUCCUCUCUCCCCCUCCGAUGUUGUCGUAAAUAAACAGAGAUGCGUCUAUCCAACGGGGGUCCUUGAUGCCAAUAAGCCAAUUUUGGGUAAAUGUAGAUUUACCCAAAUUUGGGUUGAAUGAAGGUGGUCUUGGGUUGAAUUUACCUACUCUUGAGUAUAUUUUUUUGCUAGAGGUAAAGGCAAUUUACCUUGCGUGAGUCGAUUCACUCAAAUGUUGACUUAUUGGGCCAUACUAUGGGAUUGUGUUAAAAGAAUCAAAUUUAGGGUAGUUUGGCGGUUCCGUGUACCGCGUGCAGUAUUGUUGUACUUUGUCAAUGCGGAUUCCCAUAGACAUGAUUUAGCAAAUAGCAUUUUUCUAAAUUCUAAAAUUAAUUUUCAGCAUUUUGCGGGUGCAUUAAAUAAGCUGCUGAAAUGUACUCCGUCAAAGCAAUAUGGCGAGUUAAUUUUUACCACAAAUGCCUAAAUUUGCCCUCGCAAAAUGAUAGGUAGACUGAGGCGCGUUGAGAAUACGGAGCCAAAAUGCGUGACUUACCGAUAAAUCUGGAGCGGCACACAAAUUGACGUUCUCGGUCAGCCUUAUUUGCCAAGUUAUUUGCGGUAUAUUUGUGCACACAAUUAUUGAUCACAUGAACAAAACUGUGGGUGCAUAGUAACUGGCAGUGACGAAUGUGGUGACUACUGACUAGUUGUCGAAUCGGUCACAAUUUGUAAGUUGUAAGUUGUAAGUUGUAAGUUGUAUCUUGGUUAUAAGUCGAUUGCGUAUUAAAACCGUUUAUAUCACGAAUGGAUGUUUUAUAUUGGCUCCACCUCUUGCGCUUUUUUAGUUGUAAUUUAGUCGUUAAUAAGACGAUUGGUUCAAAUGGCAUAACUUUCAAUAUAGUUGCAUACAAAUUACAGGAACUUGUUAAUGUCCAAGUGUGUUGCUUGGGUUGUUCUUGUUUCUGAUAUUGUUAUAUUAUAACAACUUUUUCUGAAAGAUAUCAGAGACAGCUGUUAGUACUACCCCACCAAAAAAAGUUCGGACUUGCUCAUUUAAAUUUAUCUCAUUCAAUGGUGAGAAUAUACCCAUUAGAUUUACUCUCUAUGAGUUUAAAUAUUAUUUGAAACCUUCUACAAGGAGUUGCGGCCCUUCUUGUUUGUGAAAUAUGUAGUAUUGCAAAAACUACAACUUCUCAUAAAGGGCAAACGUGGCCGAUCUAGCGCUACUACCGAUGACGCAGAAAGAAAUUGCUCGUUGGAGUUGUGUUCUAGAUGCUACAGGGAGAUGAUCAAAGGCAAACAACUUGUUUGCACUAAAGCUGAAGUACAUUGAAACUUGUUAAACAUUAUUCAGACUUCUCAUAAAGUUGCUGCGGUUGCUGAAUAUUUACGGGCAAAACCCAGAGAUCAAGCUGAUCAGAUGAAGCUCUCAAAUAUUCAUGAACUGCCAUCCAGAUGGAAACCGGCGUCAACGAGUGACCAGAACAGUAAACCGAUUUUGUUCACCGAUGAUUUACAAAGGCGUAGGUAUCCAGCAUAACCAUGCUGAGGAUGACAGGUUCGAUUCCUGGUCAGUCCAGGACCUUUUCGUGAAGGAAAUUUCCUCGACCUUAAUGAGCAUGCAGUAUUUUCGUGCAAGUCUCACGCUAUACACAAGCAAAAUAGUAAUUGGCAGGAGAAGUUUUUAGUUGAAAACUGUGAAAGUGCUUGUAAGAGAUAAAAUAAGAAAAUUUCAAACAAAUCGAACAAUUUCAUUUAUUCUUAUUAUAUCUCCUACAGUGCUCAUAUAAAAAGCUAAGAAGCAGGCUUUGUCCCUGUAGGGGUGUUAUGUCAAGAAGAAGAAGAAGAAGAAGACAAAAGAAAACAUGUGUCUUGAGUACCAGACGCGCAUUGAAGUUGAGAACCUGUUUGAGGAGAAUAUAUGACGAAGUCACACCCCGAAAUUUCAAGAGCACAAAUCUGAAGAACCAAAUGACGGUAUGUGCUGUAAAGUUGAUCGAUUGGUGACCUGCUGGUAACAGUCAAAUAAGAGACCCUAAAGUCGUAUACGCAUCUGUCAUAGGAUGCAAACACAUUAUUGGAAUUCAAAGGAACAGCAUAUAACUCGAUUUUAUACUCACUGUUCUAGUACUUUCACCACACUGUCCAUAAACACAAAACUGUCAUCUGCUGGAUUUCCCAUUCACAUGGGACUAUUAUGCUUUUAUGGGUAGAAUAAUAAACAUAAUAUAAAAAAUAUACCGUUGAAAAAUCAUGUUUGCAAUGGAAAACAGUGUUUCUCAUAAAUGUGCUCUACGAAAAAAUGAAAAAAUAUCAUAUUUUUUCCAAAAAAAAAAAAAAAUGUUCUAGACCCGCCGAUAGAACUUUCUCAUUUAAGUCUCAAAUGAAAAAGGGGACCCUCAGCUUUCGUUUGGUGGGUGUCCAAGCGAUACCGAUUUUUUUAAAUUAAUGUUGUCCACCAGACACACCGUGGUAAUGGUAUAGGUUGGGGAAAGGUAUUGGACUAGACUUGAGACACAAUAAUGCAAAUACGUCAGAAAGUGUGAAAUUGGUUUCUGUAUUCUGUAGUAAGGUUCAUGUUGUAUGUUAGGUCCUUGUCAAUUUGUCAGUUAGUUGCCUUAGAUUCCCAACUUAAGUAGCGUUACUGUUUUGCCCCAUAUCAAAUAUGUAGUCUCUACUCUAUUGAAGUGUUAUAUCAAGUAAUUAUGUUCAUUAUGUCAGUAAUUGCUGGUCACAAUAUUUUUGCGUCAUUUAUUGCAGGUUAUUAUUUAUGAUAAGUAGUAAUUUUCGUCAAAAAUGUCCAGACUAAUUGGUCUCAUUGAUAACGCAUUAGCUUCAAAACUAAUAAACAUUUGCACUUAACAGGAUUUGCUCCUAGAUCCUGGCAAUAUACGGCUAAAUCUUCGAAUUGUUUUGUCAGCCAUACUAGUUUUUCUUGUAGAAAACAUGUCAUACUCCCUCACUUUUCAUAUAAUACGAACAUUUAAAAGCGUAAAAAUGCCUUCCUUGUCAUACAUAAGUAAUGUUGUCCAGCUUAGUCAGAGAAGUAGAUAAUCAGUUUUCGUCGAGUCGAGACGCAUAGUACUCAACAAAGCAUCUUAAGUUAUUGAUCACGCGUUAGCUUCGGAACUAUAAGCACAAUUAAGUGUUACAACUCGGCCCGGGAGUUAGUACGGACUUGACAAUAUCAAUGCUAUUCCACAAAUUUGCAAAUAAGAGAAUUAGCGCUUUUGAAAAGAAGAAAACUACUUGAAAACUAGUUAUUCAUUCGUACGCGUAACAUUAGUUAACUUUUCAUUUACAAUGCGAAAAAACGAAGUACAAUUUCCCAUCCACUUAGUUUCCUGAUAAAUUAUUGUUUCCCGCCGUAUGUUAGUUAUUUACCUUUGCACGCUUAGAAUUCAGGUUCCACGGAGAGUAUUUUACAUUUGUUUACUUACAUAUGUCGAUGAUACUUCCCCCAUAGAUUGUGUUUGUUAAUUUCUGGUUGUCUUUCGAAGAUCUUCCAUAUGUUAAUCUGAAAAAAGCUUGUGCUCAUGCACCGUUCAUGUUGCGCAAGGGUGCGAACCAUGCAACAUUUUAUAGAGACAAACAAAGAAGGAAAAAUUGAUUAGUAAUUAUUAUGUGAAUAGUGUACAAUAGCAGUAGUGACUAAUAGCAGUAGCUGUUUUAGUAUUGGUGUGUAUGUGAUCAACAAGAAAAAAAGUCACGAAUAUAUUGUAUUUGCAGCAUAGCUGGGCCUUUAAAAAUUUCAACAUUUAGGAUGCCGAACUAUCUGGGCAGUGGUAACCAUCUCGGGCAUCCCCCUGUCACAACCCAAUCAACAUCGAACCAACUGACCCAAAUUCCCGUGCUCGGGUAGAUAAUGCAAGUAACUCACCGCGCAAAAGAAAUAUGGUCAACCAGUCGAACCGGCCGAGCAACAGCAGAAAAAUGUCCAAAAUAGAGGCCCCUCCCUAAUGGUCCAACUACCCUAUAUCGACUAAUUAUUUCCUCAAUGUGGUCCACGUCCUCUCGCAGUCAUGUGUAACUAUACUUUUACUUAAACUUUAUGAAUAAAUUUUGAAACUAAUAAAUACAGUAAUGAAAAUAAUGUUUAGAGUUGAAAUGAGCACAAAUCUGUAUUACAAAUUAUUUAAUAUUUAAGUUUUUUUUUACAUUUAUUCGCUUUAUCAACUUCAAUUUUGACUGCGAGACGAUGGAAGGUGAUUCAUACAAGAACGCUUAUCGGAUGGCACUUUAUCCGAUGAAGUCUGUCGAAGUAUAAUUCCCCUUCCUUUGCUUAAAUCCGCCACCCAAAGCACGCACCCAGUCGGCCAUUGAGGAAGCCGUUGACUAUUGGAUCGAAUUAUCCUGGGACAUAAGUGGCUUUGAUGGUCACUCCUGUCGCACCCAUUAAUCUAAUGUUGUUAUAUCAGAAAAAAUACAAUAAAGUAAUAAAGAGAUAUGUUGUAACAACACUAGCAACAACUGAAACAAGAGGGCCCUCAGAAGCACUCUUCCCUAGACAAUAUUGAUCCAAAGCCCAGGGAUUUCCUGGAUUAUCUGGUGUUCUUGAUCUCAAAGUCUCUUUUUCUUCGAAUCUCAUUUUUCUUGACUCCUCAAUAUCUUUAGUGUUUUUUAAUUCUAUUAGUUCUCCAUAUUUUUGAUUCUCGGAUUUUUUAAUUAUCGAUUUCUCUGAUUAUCUGGUUUUUAGCAUUCUUAAUUACUUUACAUGGUUUACUUGAUUUUGUGAAUUUCUUCUGAAGUUUUAAUUGCGAUCGGCAAUUUCUUCAGCAUUUUUACGAGAGUUUCUGCGGUUAUUCCUUAGAAAGUUUGAUUACCAAUUCCAUUGGGAUUUCCCUCGGCAUUUUUUUUUGUUUUUUUUUUCUGCAAUUCUUGAAAAUUCUCUCAAAAAUGAUUUUGUGAAUUCUUUUUGCAACUUCAAUUUGAUUUCUUUAAACAAUUUGACCGUCAUUUUUUCAGUAAUAAUUUUAAGAAUUUCUGCAGCAAUUUCUUUGGUAAUUUUCCCGAAUAUUUCUGUAGAAAUUCUCAAAAGUUUUCAAGCCUUCUUUAAGUUCCGCAGUUCUUUAAAGAAUGUCUUUUUGUUUUUUUUUCCAAUUUUGAUUCGGUUAUUGCUUUGGAAAUUUCUCAAUAUAUUACUUUUAAAAUUCUUUGGGAAACUUCUUUAGUAAUUGCGCGAGCAUAUUCUUUGGAAUUUAUUUGACAAACAUUUUCGAGGUUUUUCCCUGGAUUUUUUUUAGAAAAAUCUCUCAACAAUUGCUUUUCAAUUCUUUUGGAAAUUCAUUCCGCAAUUCCAAUAAUUUUUAAGAAUUCUUUCGCAAAGUAGUUUGAUGAUUCCUGGGGUAAUGUCUAUGGAUAUUACCUCAGCAACUCUUUGGGAAUCAUUUUCGGAAAUGCACUAUGGACUUGAUUCAGUACACUAACGAUUUUCUCGAAAUUACGCAUUGUGCUUUUGGAAAGAUUCUUCUGUCCUGGUCAACAUUUAAAAAAUUCUUUAAAAAAAUCGGUCGAUUACUACACCGACAUUUUUUUUUAAAUUCCUCCGUUAAUUCAUUUAGAAAUAUUUCAAAAAUUCCUUUAGAAACGUCUUCUGCUUUUUGGAAUAAAUUUUCACAAUGCCUGUGGAAAUGGUUUCUAAUUUUUUAAAGAAUUCGUUUGAAACGUUUUUCGGAAACUUCUCCAGGAAUUCCCUUUGCGAAUGUCUCCGGCAUUUUGUUUUGAUAUUCAUUUCAUUCGGCAAUUCUGUUGGGCAUUUUUUUAUUGAAAAUUCUGCGGGAACUCCUUUAGAAAUCCCAUCGGCAAUAUUCUUGGUAAUUGAUUCUGUUUUCCGUUCCGUUUUGAGCAUCCUACGUUAAUUAUUUUAGAAAAUUCCCAACUUAUCUGGUAAUUCCAUUGUUAAAGCAAUUAUCAUUGUGGAUUCUUAAAUUUCCAGAAGUAUGACCAAAGGAACCCACAAGGAGAUUGCUGGAAGAAUUUCCAAGGAUAAAAUUGAUGAAAUUGUGAAAGAAUUCCUAAAUAUCCAAGGAACUUCCAGAGGGGUUGCAGAAAAUGUUUUCCAAGCAAUCUAAAAAAAAACUCGCUUAAGAUUUUUUAGAGGGAUUGCGGAAGGAAUUUUUCAAUAAAUUCCAAAAGGAGUUCGCCAAAAAUAUGCCAAAUAAACAUGGUAUUAUGUUUUAUGGCUUUAUGUUUUCACUCAGUUGAGUCUUACAUAAAGAUUUAGCAGUUUUCGAAUUUAGUCCGAGUCAAACAACAUAUAAUUAUCGACAUGAUGGAAAGAAGUUGUUAUGUUUAAAAGCAAAUUCAAUGUGAGAAUGAUAUUUAUUUUUUGAAAAUUUUAUUAUGACUAUGAAUUUUUGGGUUUUUCGAUUUUCAAAUUUACUAACUUAUUCUAAUCCUUUUUUUCUUCGAUUGACCGAUUUUAUUUGAUUUUUUAUUUUCCCUUUAUUAGGAUUACGAUAUCAUAUCGAUAAAUAACCGAACCCCUGUCUUGAAAUCGUAGUGGAUCUAUCACUUCAUUCUUAAGACAAUGGACAUUCAAAACGCAAACCACCUUCCAAGGCCCAUUAAAAUUACCCAAACGACCAAAUUCAUGUCAUCCACUUCACUCCCAGCAAGCUAAUCACGCACUUCACUUCCUCUCAAAUCAACCUGAAAACAUGAAAAUUAACAUAAUGCUUCCGGUUCCGUAGAUACCAUCGUGCUCAGCACGCGAAUUGGCAUACUAAAACCCAAAUUGGCCUUCAUGAGAUGUCGCGCGAUUCGCGCGCCCAUCCACUUUAGAGUGUCUACUCCUACUCUAGUCUAGAAGUAGGUACCAAACCAAUUGACAAUGGAACUGAACCGCAAGCAAUUAGCACCCCAACCUGAUCAUGAUCAUCUCCGCUCGUCAGUCAGUCAAGUCAGUCAAGCAAGUGGCUGUCAGGUGCCUCGACAGCUCGCUCAAUUUAGCUACCACUGCACCUCUUUGACUCGGAGAUGAAGGUAGGUAAUUUAUAAUUGUCUUGUCAUAGCGGCGCCCCACUUAGCUGGUGUCUUCCAAGUGUAAGUAGUGUACUCUGGAGGAGGCUUUCAAGUGUGCGCAAACACUCUUCAACGCCAUCCAUGGCACCUAAGUGCACGAAACAAAUUUAGAUCAAAGUGAUUGAACUCGCGGCUUCGGUGGCCACGUUCCGGGUAGGAAAGGAUUACGAACGAGGAACAGGGUUUUUUGUUACAAAAAAGCUGCAGAAUUGCCUAAUUUCUCGCGUCAAAAAAAAAAAAAAAAUAUAAAAUUAAAAAAAAAGUGAAACCAUUGGAAAAAAAAACUGUACAGUGAUAUAGUUGAAAACAAAAAAAAAUGAAAUUGUAUCAUUCUAUGAGCUUUUCAUGAGAAUGAAAGCUUGUGAAGAAGUUGAAACAAAAUUUGUUUCUAUCAGAAUAUUGAGAUCAAAAUUGUGUGCAAAUUAACAAAAAAUAAAAAAAAAAAUAAACAGAGAGGGACGGUGAAGUUUAUUGUUAGUUGCUAGAAAUUUCACGCAUUCCUUUUUGUAAUUGUUUAUAUAAUAAGCUUGAUUAAACAUUUGAUUCUAUCGAGUUAUUACAAAUAAAAAUCUUAACUAGUUGAAAAAGAGGAAAAAAAAAUAAAAGAAAAAUAAUUUUAAAAGUAUGUUGCUGGGAACACACGUUUCAUUCAUAUUUUUGUUAUCCACUCCAAAUCGGGAUUCAACCACAUGUACCGCGCGCAUUCUUCCAUAAGAAGCAGACCCAGAAAUCGCUGGUCUAGAACAAACCACCAUGAAUUAUACCUUCUCAACCGAGAGCUGUGGCGCAACAGGUGCUGCUUGGCAGGCUUGGUCUUGGUCUGGAUCUCGGGUGGUUACUACUGAAAGUGCAUUUACCUUUCGCACCUCUUUAUUGUUGUUACACCAGGCAGCCAGCCGGCAUUAUUGGCGGCCGCCACCAUAGGUUGGGUCUUACCUGGAACGAGAAAAGAUGAAAAUGAAGAAAAUUAGUUUACAAUUGUGGUUU